AUGUGGUGCAAAAUCUUAUCAUCCAGGUCAGAUGUGCCCCUGGUUGGGGUCUCGAGCGCUGACAAGGUGGACUUUUUCUUGGCUCUCAGGUGGGUGGACUCCCCAGUUCCUGAAGGCAAUUUCAGUGUGGAAGCUGAUCGAGAAGUUUGCUGCCGCAUUACGAAGGCUGCGUUGGAAGCCAAGUUGGGCCAGCUUGCUGGCAAACGCAAGCACCUCAACGUAUUCAGGUACCUUGCAGGCAGGUAUGAAGACUUUAUUGGCACCCCACCCAGGACGCGGACCCCAGAGUCAUUUGCUUCGAACUUUCACAUUACUUCGCUGGAGAAGUCUGCCAAACAGCGGAAAGGUGUUACGGCAGUCGCUUGUGCUGUUUUGUCGGGAGACGUUGGCAUGCUGCGACAUCUGGUAAAGUGCAGAGCGCAGCUUGACAUCCAAAUGCCAGAGUUGUGGGAAGUGGGAUUGCCGCCAGGGUGCACAGCACUCAAUCUGGCCUGCACGAGAGGCUCUCGAGGUCUGGAUAUCCUGGAGGAGCUCCUGAAACUUAGAUGCGAUGCCAACGCUUGUGACCAAGUUGGCGGCCCUGCGUUGUGCUCUUGCGAUGACGACAGAGCGGUUGAGCUUCUUGUACGGUACAAUGCAGACAUCAAUUUCGCGAAGCCUCCCACGAAAACACCUGCGCUAUGCGGCGUGUGUGCCCGAGGUGCGGAGCACAGGUUGUUGUGCGACGGGGCGGAGAUGGUAUUGGUAUGCCAAGCAUUUAGCCGUGCAAGUCUAACGAAUGUAUAUCGUAGAUUUGAUCACGUGGUUGCCUCAAUCCAAUUGCCCUUCUGUCGAGAGUAG
Molecule: messenger RNA, 840 nt
Organism: Symbiodinium pilosum
Lineage: Eukaryota; Dinophyceae; Suessiales; Symbiodiniaceae
Source: the annotation of a GenBank genome assembly